AUGUUGAGAGAAAAUCUCAUUGUUGUGGGUUUCAUCACAGUCCUUGUUCUCAUCCACUUCCCUCAACCAUGUUGGUGUAAGCAGAAUCAUCUCUGUGACCCUUCUUCCUGUGGCAAUAUCCAUAACAUCAGUUACCCUUUCCGAUUGAAAGAUGAUCCAAAAAAUUGUGGUCACCCCAAAUAUGAGCUUGCUUGUGAAAAUAAUGUUACAGUUUUAUACUUGGGUUUCCAUAAACAUAAAUACCUCGUUCAAUCUAUCAACUAUCCUAACUUCACAAUCCGCCUUGUUGAUUCUGCUGUAAAAAAAAAGGGUAAUUGCUCCAUUCUUCCUCAGUAUUCUUUAACCAAUUACAACUUCACUUUCCAAGAUCCAUAUAGCACUUUUAGCGAAAUGAGGGAUAUGGGAAAAAUGCAGAUAAACAGGCCUGUAUGUUUUCUGAAUUGCCCAUAUCCAGUAGAUUGUCCUCUCUACCUGGAGAUAGGACAGUGCAUCAAUGGAGUUUGUACUGCAAACUCCUCUUUCUCCUCCUCUUCCGGAAUACACUCUUAUGUCAAUGCUUACCGCCUGAUGGCAGCAGAAGUGAGAGAGAGGUGCAGUAUAGAGCUAAUGGUGAUGAUGACACCGUGGGCGUUUAAGUUUGAUAAUAAUAUCUCUUUUUCAGACAUCUACGACGCCAUUGAAUAUGGGUUUGAGCUUUCUUGGUUCAAAGUUGGGGGUUAUUGCUUCAUUCCUUCGUCAUUCCGUAGUAGUACUGCGCCAUUGAGUCUGUCAUUCAGUACUGCACCAUUGAGUCUGUCAUUCUUUGCUGGGCCAUUGAGUCUGUCAUUCAGUAUUGCGCCAUUGAGUCUGUCAUUCAGUAUUGCGCCAUUGGAUCUGUCAUUCAGCUUCCCCCCCAAUUGUGGAGAGUGUACAGUUGUGAGUUGGACUAAACAGAUUUAG
Molecule: messenger RNA, 939 nt
Organism: Ilex paraguariensis (yerba mate)
Lineage: Eukaryota; Viridiplantae; Streptophyta; Magnoliopsida; Aquifoliales; Aquifoliaceae
Source: the annotation of a GenBank genome assembly